AUGGAAUCAAAGCGAAGUCGCAAGCAGCGUUCCGACCUCAAUGGAGCUCAAGUUGACGCCCUUCUAUAUUCUGAAUAUGGUCUCAAGAUACUAGCCCACCUGGAGCGCAGUGUCUUGGACGGCCUUCCGCAACAGUCCUUCAAAUCAGAUGUUAUUUCCUACUAUCGAGACGAGCUCGGCAAAGCGGUUUCCGUGGGCGAAAUCGAGAGCAAGCUCCAGAUGUUCUGGUCAAAGUGGUGCCCCAAUGGGAAAAACCCGACGCGAUGGAGAGAAAUCUACGGUCUCGGACUCAAAGGGCUGCCUCGUCUUGAACAAGAUAAGGCAGAAUGGGUGAGGAAGAAAGUAGUCGAGUUACAAAGUAAAUACGGAGCUCUACGCCGCCUGAGGAGUGCUUCGGCAUUGCCAUCGACUCCCCAAAGCACACCUAAAAGACCAUCAGACCGUCUAGUCGGAGAUCUGGCGAACGAGCGAGCUCAAGGACGUCGGCAACAUGAUGGACCUCCCAAACGAAAGAGAAAAAGGAAGAGGCCAGCAUCAACGGUAGGCUACCAGCCAUCUUGCCCCGAGGCUGUCCUUCUCAUGUAUUGA
Cladophialophora psammophila CBS 110553 is the source of this 588-nucleotide messenger RNA. RefSeq lists its product as uncharacterized. The record is from RefSeq and is a predicted model, not a curated record. The transcript has a single exon. NCBI's taxonomy places the organism in Eukaryota, Fungi, Ascomycota, Eurotiomycetes, Chaetothyriales, Herpotrichiellaceae. The coding region runs from base 1 to 588 and encodes 195 amino acids.